AUGACGCUGCUUGGCAAAUUAUUCCACCUUAAGGCGAGAAAGAAUUUCAAGAAUGGGUCAUCGGUGAUAACUUUAUUCGACUUUUGUGUGAGUAAUACGAUUUUGGGUUCAGUUAGGUGUGGACACUGCAAAAAGUUGGCCCCGGAGUUCGACAAAGCAGCAACAAAACUGAAGUCCAAUGAUCCACCCAUCACACUUAUAAAGGCAAGUUUGAUUACUUAUGCUAAAAAUGUCGACUGUACUGUUGAGAAGGCUACAUGCGACAAGUUCGGCGUCAAGGGAUUCCCAACGCUUAAGAUCUUCCGUAACGGAUUUGAGGCUCAGUCAUAUGAUGGACCACGUGAAGCCGAUGGUAUUGUUAAAUACAUGCGAGGACAAGCAGGCCCGUCUGCCAAGGAACUUGUGUCGGUGGAGGACUUCAAGAAAUUUGUUGGUGGCGAUGAGAACGCCGUUGUUGGCUUCUUCGAAAGCGAGAGCAAGCUGAAGGACUCUUUCCUAAAGGUUGCCGACACCGAAAGGGAUCGCUUCCAAUUUGGGUAUUCCUCAAAUGCCGCUGUUCUCAAGGAGGCUGGAUAUACCGACGAUAUCGUGGUCUAUACUCCGAAGAAACUUCACAACAAGUUCGAUCCGAACGAGUUCAAGUAUGAUGGCAACUACGACACUGAUAAGAUCAAGCACUUCCUCGUGCAUGAGACUGUUGGGAUGGCUGGAAUUCGUACAAUGGGGAACCUCUUCCAAUUUGAACAGAAGCCUCUUGUGAUUGUUUACUACAACGUGGAUUACUUAAAGGAUCCGAAAGGAUCGAAUUACUGGCGAAAUCGUGUGCUGAAGGUGGCGCAGGACUACAAGAGGAAAGUUCAUUUUGCUGUAUCUAACAAGGAGGAGUUCUCAUCGGAAGUUGACCAGAAUGGUCUAGCUGAGCGCAAGGAUUCGGAUAAACCAAUCGUUGCAGCUAUCACAAACGAUGGAAAAUUCCCUAUGGAUGAUGAAUUUAGCGUGGAGAAUCUAAAGGCAUUCGUCGAGAGUGUCUUAGCUGGUAAGCUGGAACCCUACAUGAAAUCGGAACCCAUUCCCGAUAACAAAGAAGCACUCAAGGUGGCUGUUGCUAAGAACUUCAAGGAGUUGGUAAUGGAUGCUGAUAAGGACGUCCUCGUUGAGUUCUAUGCUCCAUGGUGCGGCCAUUGUAAAGCACUUGCUCCUAAAUAUGAGGAGCUUGCGAAAACGAUGGAGAAGGAAGACGUCCUUAUUGUGAAGAUGGACGCCACAGCCAACGAUGUGCCUCCUCUCUUUGAAGUGCGAGGGUUCCCAACAAUCUAUUGGCUACCAAAGAACGACAAGGCUUCUCCAGUACCUUACAAUGGUGGCCGUGAAGUGAAAGACUUCAUUUCAUUUAUCGCCAAGCAUUCUACUGAUGGUCUCAAGGGCUACACACGUGAUGGAAAGAAGAAGAAGUCUGAGUUGUAG
Molecule: messenger RNA, 1464 nt
Organism: Haemonchus placei
Lineage: Eukaryota; Metazoa; Nematoda; Chromadorea; Rhabditida; Trichostrongylidae
Source: the annotation of a GenBank genome assembly